Molecule: messenger RNA, 618 nt
Organism: Vicia faba (fava bean)
Lineage: Eukaryota; Viridiplantae; Streptophyta; Magnoliopsida; Fabales; Fabaceae
Source: the annotation of a GenBank genome assembly
AUGGAUUCUCAACAUUCAUUCACACCAUUGCCGGAUUAUCUAUUCAAGCCACCAAAGGUUGCAUUUAGGACUAAGGUAUUCCACCCAAACAUCAACAGCAAUGGAAGCAUCUGUCUUGACAUUCUAAAAGAACAAUGGAGCCCAGCAUUGACCAUUUCUAAGUUUUAUCAAGGAAUGAGGCUUAUUUUCACAUAUAAAAUUUGUCUAUCCAUGACUUUUUGUACUCUUAUCAUUUCUAUUGUUACUUACUGCUGUAAUCUCAUUGAUGUUUUUAUGUGUUUCAUACUACUUGUGCUGGUUUUAAAUUUUUUUUGGGAUUACAACACAGCCAGUGUUUACUGUGCUACCUGGGAUGCUAGCCAGCCAUUGUCAUGGCGUAGCCAAUACGGUUGGACUGCCUUUUGUGGACCCGCCGGACCUACAGGCAGAGACUCUUGCGGCAAAUGCUUAAGUGUGACAAAUACAGCAACUGGUGCUCAGGUAACAGUGAGAAUAGUGGAUCAGUGCUCUAAUGGUGGACUGGAUUUGGAUGUGAAUGUCUUCAACCAACUGGAUACAAAUGGAGCAGGCUACCAGGCGGGUCACCUUACAGUUAACUACGUCUUUGUUAAUUGCUAA